Molecule: messenger RNA, 1321 nt
Organism: Paraphaeosphaeria sporulosa
Lineage: Eukaryota; Fungi; Ascomycota; Dothideomycetes; Pleosporales; Didymosphaeriaceae
Exons: 4
Coding region: 30-1208 (392 amino acids)
Biological process (GO): ubiquitin-dependent protein catabolic process
Cellular component (GO): cytoplasm; proteasome regulatory particle, lid subcomplex; nucleus
Molecular function (GO): ubiquitin binding; endopeptidase activator activity; proteasome binding
Source: RefSeq, a predicted model, not a curated record
ACCCCUCACACCCCGCUUCGCCAUACGACAUGUCGAUCCAGCCGCUGAUUACCUUCAAGGCGGGCCAGUGCGAUGUCUCUGGCAGCGCACCGACUCUCAAGGUGAAGCCGCAGCAGACACCGGGUUACGUCUAUCUCUACCAGGGCGACGAUGAGUUCGUGCACUUCUGCUGGCGGACACGCGACAGCCCCGUGGACCAGAGCGAUGUCGACCUCAUCAUGAUCCCCGGCGAUGGAUCCUUCAUACCGUACACAGGCAGCGAGACAGCCGCCGAAUCGGAAAACGUUCGCUCACCCACCGACGGUCGUAUCUUUGUCCUCAAGUUCUCUUCCAGCUCACAACGAUACCUCUUCUGGCUGCAGUCCAAGUCGCAGCACCCCCGCGGCGACGCCAGCUGGUUCAGCCCGCGGGAUCUCGCCAUCGGACAGAUCGUCGACAGGCUUUUGAACGGGGAGGAAGUUGACGUGCCGACCGAGCUGGCUGUGGCCGCAAGCCAGAACCCCGACGAGGACGAGGCGAUGGAGGAUGCCGAUGAUCAUGCUGCCAACCAGAUCCAACACGGUAGCACCGGCGGUGCGGGUGCGGGUGCCACAGGAGGCGACAUCCGAGAAGAGGGUGAAGAAGCGCGAGAAGGGGGUGCUGAUGGCGGCCGAGCAGCCGGCGCAGGAUCGACCGACGCCUCUGCCCUUGUCCAGAACUUCCUUCAGUCGUUGAAACCCGGCGGUUCUGGUGGAGCAUCAAGCGGUUCCAACGACCCAUUCACGACUCUUCUUGAUCUCCUCUCUCCGCCCAAUACCUUGCCCGUCAUCGACAAGGCCCCGGAUGAGUACAUCGACGCCCUCUGCGCGCAGCUUCCCACAACCCUUUUCCUUAUCGAAGCAGAAGUUGACGACGUCGCCGACAUCGACCCUGAUUCCGAAACCGCACAAGCUGUUCUCCUGUCCCUCGGCCAAGAAGAAAAACGCGACGUGCUGAAGAGGGUGGUUACCAGCCCGCAAAUGAGGCAGAGUCUUGGCAGUUUAACAGUUGCGCUGAGAGAUGGCGGUUUGCCCAACGUUAGCCAGGCGCUGAAGAUUGACGUUCAGAACGGCGGCUAUAUAAGAGGCGGGGGUAUGCCGCUUGGUGGUGGCGAGGCUGUGAAGGCGUUUGUCGAGGGCGUGAAGAAGACGGUCGAAAACGAGGAUGACGACGAGAUGGACACAAACUAAGAGACGUCUUAUCUAGCUCGGGGUACUUGGAAUGCUGGACUGAUCACUAGACGACAGCUACGACGACAUGAGUAGUACAUAUCACGGCAAUAAUUGCAUGAGCAUUGCAGAGG